AUGUCGAAGUACGGCGAGACGGCGCGCGUCGACGACAAGGCGUACUGCUUGUUCGAAUCUUCCGACACUGUAUGCCUCUAUACAGCAUUUUCAGCCACCUUUGUCGACACCCUGCCCCUGCUCCGAGAAACCCUACGGUCUUUCGCAGCAGAGUUUGACCUCGAGUAUGUCCUCGCGGAGAACAAACAGGUCGCGAAGGCUUUGGAAGAUCUUACCCGGCUACACACACUGAAGCUUCAGGGCGUCGAGCCCGGGGUCCACGAGAUACGGCCGGAAGAAACCCUCCACGCCCUACAACAUAUCUCCAUCACGUCCGACUUCGGCCCCGUCUCCGCGCUCGACCUCGUCCCGCGGUGCCCAAACCUCACCACGCUCUCAUACGACUCCACCCACCCCUGCACACACUUCUCCUACCCAAACAAAGCGCCCUGGCCGCCCCUCCGCGAGCUACACCUCGGGAGCGACACGCACGUCCUGCUCCCGAAGAUGCAGCCCGCGCCGCGCAUCGUCAGCGUCCACCGCCUCACGAUCAACGCCUCCACGCUCAGCGCCGCCUUUCUCCCGGCGCCCUCGCACUAUCUCACCGCGCUCCUGCGCUCGACGCGGCCCGCAGCGCUCCUCGUCGCCGGCGCAUACACCAACGACGCAAAGCUCAGCGGAGACCCCGCGUGGGCGCCCGUUCUCCGGGCCGAGGGCACCCGCCUGCGUUCGCUCGAGCUCGCCGCCACGACGCUCAGCGCGAUCGAGCCGGCCGUGCUCGUCUCCGCGUUCGUCGGCCUCCCGCUCGUUUACCUCGGCUGGACGCAGACCGGGCACGCGCACCCCGGACGGGACUGCCUCCCCCUCGAACCCGCGCGCGUCCGCACCGCGCACACGCUAUCCACGCUGCUCGUGGACGCGCUACCCGCGCUGUGCGUGCUCAAAGUCGGAUGCAUGUUUUCCGCAAGCGUCGUGGAGGACGCUGAGGACGGGGAGCUGCGGGAAAGGCUGAGCUUGGCCGGCGACGAGGCCCCAGCGCGCGGAGAGCUUCAGGAGUUCAGAGGGGUGCAGAGAGGGGUGCGGUGGUGGAUCGUCAAGCGGGGCGGCGAUGGAAGAAAGAUGGUGGAAGUGUGGCGAGAGGUAGGCGAGCGGGCGAAGGAGGUUGUCGAGAGCGACGGAUUUGAUCCCGAGAGCAGCGCCUUGGAUGAGUUUUUCGUGCCUAGAAACGUGUAUCAGCUGUAG
Messenger RNA from Epithele typhae, 1221 nucleotides. RefSeq lists its product as uncharacterized. The coding region runs from base 1 to 1221 and encodes 406 amino acids. The record is from RefSeq and is a predicted model, not a curated record. The transcript has 5 exons. NCBI's taxonomy places the organism in Eukaryota, Fungi, Basidiomycota, Agaricomycetes, Polyporales, Epitheliaceae.